This is a messenger RNA of Penicillium riverlandense, 648 nucleotides long. RefSeq lists its product as uncharacterized. Lineage: Eukaryota; Fungi; Ascomycota; Eurotiomycetes; Eurotiales; Aspergillaceae. The record is from RefSeq and is a predicted model, not a curated record. The coding region runs from base 1 to 648 and encodes 215 amino acids. The transcript has a single exon.
AUGACAAAAUCCAUCACUCGUAAGAGACGCGUAUCUCAGGGAUCGUCGCUUUUUUGCUCGCCUCGCAAAACUCGAAAAGUCGACAGUCCAACCAGUCGGCCCUUGAACAACAGCGAGUCGGCAGCGGCAAACGAACCCCAGAGCGAUGCUGAGCCCGCCACCCCCGAUGGGUUCAUGGAAAACAGCAACGUGGACAACCCUUCCGACAGCGAUGCUCUUUCGACCUUGUUUCUGGGCAUGAGUCCCUUCAGAGGCGCAAUCCCUCCUGAAGCCUUCUACGCGUUCCAAAAGUCUCCGCAGGAGCUCACUCCGAGGCACCUGGAUUUCUUCGCAAACAACACCAUUGACAAGCACUACAUGGCCAUGGACAUCGCUCCUCUGUCAGGGAAGGACAAUUUUGCGGAGUGGGUGGUGAAAAUGGAGUCUCUGCUGAAAAUGCAUCAGGUCUGGGCCAUUGUCGGUGCACAGCUAGAGCCGCUACCGACGAACCACGAGCCGUUCCUUGUCUAUCAGCAUAUGGAGACUGUUGCUCUUACAUGCAUUCUGUCGCAUCUUGCGCCCAACGUCUAUGAUGACAUGAUUCAACAGGCAUGGCAGCGAAAUCCGGUGUCGUUGUGGUAUUCAGUUGGGGUCCAGUAUGGUUACUAG